CAGACGAGAAUGCGUCUCUGUGUGCGUGUGUGUCUGAGUGUGUUAUAACACAUCUGUCUAAGUUAUGUUCCCAUGUCUCUGAGAGAUGUGUUUCUGUGUGCACCUUGAAGCGGUGUAUCUUUCUGCAGCUGGACCCCGACAACACUGGUUUUAUCGGCGUGGAUACGUUCGCGGGACUGGUGCACAGCCAUGAGCUGCCUCUGGACCCCACCAAGCUGGACAUGUUGGUGGCCCUGGCUCAGAGCAACGCUGAGGGCCAGGUGUGCUACCAGGAGCUGGCAGACCUGCAGUAAACGCUCGAGCAGCUUCAAGAAGGCCAUCGCCAGCGGGCAGCGGGCGCUGCCCCGGGACGGGCCGCUGGACGAGCCGGGCCUGGGCUUCUACAAGCGCUUUGUCCGCUAUGUGGCCUACGAGGUCCUGCCCUGCGAAAUGGACCGACGCUGGUACUUCUAUCAGCCCCGAACCUGCCCGCCCCCCGUCUUCAUGGCCACCGUCACGCUCACGCAGAUCAUCGUGUUCCUGUGCUAUGGAGCGAGGCUGAACAGGUGGGUAUUGCAAACCUACCACCCCCAGUACAUGGAGAGCCCGCUGGUUUACCACCCCGGACACCGCGCCCGCGCCUGGCGCUUCCUCACCUACAUGUUCAUGCAUGUUGGGCUGGAGCAACUGGGCUUCAACGCGCUCCUGCAGCUGAUGAUCGGCGUGCCCCUGGAGAUGGUGCACGGUGCCCUGCGCAUCAGCUUCCUCUACCUGGCGGGAGUCUUGGCAGGCUCCCUGACCGUCUCCAUCACGGACAUGCGGGCGCCGGUGGUCGGCGGCUCCGGCGGGGUCUACGCGCUCUGCUCUGCCCAUCUGGCCAACGUCGUCAUGAACUGGGCCGGGAUGCGCUGCCCCUACAAGCUGCUCCGCAUGGUGCUGGCCCUGGUGUGCAUGAGCUCGGAGGUGGGCCGGGCCGUGUGGCUCCGCUUCUCCCCGCCCCUGCCCUCCUCGGGCCCCCAGCCCAGCUUCAUGGCCCACCUGGCGGGCGCCAUCGUGGGCAUCAGCAUGGGGCUGACCAUCCUGCGCAGCUACGAGGAGAACCUGCAGGACCAGUGUGGCUGGUGGGUGGUGCUCUUCUCCUACGCCACCUUCCUCCUCUUCGCCAUCUUCUGGAACAUCUUUGCCUACGACCUCCUGGGGGCUCAGACCCCGCCACCCCCGUAGCGCCAACGCCGGCCCCCGCCGCCCGGACGGGGAUCUCUUCGCCCGAUGGGCUCCGGAGCCCGUCCGGGGCCUGGACCUG
This is a messenger RNA of Ornithorhynchus anatinus (platypus), 1282 nucleotides long. It is a transcript of the gene RHBDL1, whose product is annotated as rhomboid like 1. Gene Ontology annotation, molecular function: serine-type endopeptidase activity. Gene Ontology annotation, cellular component: membrane. The record is from RefSeq and is a predicted model, not a curated record. Bases 190 to 1203 code for a protein of 337 amino acids. NCBI's taxonomy places the organism in Eukaryota, Metazoa, Chordata, Mammalia, Monotremata, Ornithorhynchidae. The transcript is spliced from 8 exons.